Molecule: messenger RNA, 2140 nt
Organism: Drosophila grimshawi
Lineage: Eukaryota; Metazoa; Arthropoda; Insecta; Diptera; Drosophilidae
Product: solute carrier family 22 member 13
Exons: 6
Coding region: 310-2067 (585 amino acids)
Biological process (GO): transmembrane transport
Molecular function (GO): transmembrane transporter activity
Source: RefSeq, a predicted model, not a curated record
UCUCGGCCGAUUGAGACGCUAGCGCGCUGUUCUGGGACCGCGUCUCGGAAAAAGACAGACAAGAGAGUUGAGAAAAACCCGCGUGUUGUAUCAAACCAGAAGCGAACAUAAUAUGCUGUCAAAUAAAUAAACAAAAGAGACUUUGCCAUACGCAGAAGGUGCUGAAAAUCCAGAGAAUGCGCAACUAACCAACAGAAAUAAAGCGAUUCAAAUUUCCAAAUAUCGGGUGUUAAUUGCCACCAAAAAAAAAAACGUGUAUAAAAAAGUGUAUCCAUUGCCGCAAAAUGUGCCACUAGGAAGACAUUGGAAAUGGUCAAUCAAGCGUCAACAAUUCAAGGUGGAGGUGGCAGGCACUCACCCGUGCCCAGUCCCCAACUAUCACAGAGGAAUAUCUUGCGUGCUAGCCCCAAGUGCUCGAGCCUAGACGUGGUGGUGGCGACGCCAGCAGCUCCUGCUGCACCUGGCAACGACAUCAUUGGCGAUGUCGUCGGCAACUUUGGCAUCUGGCAGCUGCGCACCAUUCUCAUCAUCUUUCUGUGCAAGAUACCGGCCGCCUGGUUCAUGGCCUGCAUCAUCUUCACCGCCCCCGAGCUCUAUCCACGCACAGAGUUCACGUGCGACACGAGCUACCUGAACAGCAGCUCCAACUACAGCGUCACGGACAACCAGUGCUACGUGCAGGACGUGGAAUCCGAUAGUCGGAGUGAGUGCGAACAGUUCACGUAUGUCUCCAGCUUCGAUUCGCUGAUCAUGCAGUUCAAUUUGGUGUGCCUGCGGGACAUCUUCAUUGCCUGGACACAGUACUGGCAUCUGUUUGGCGUCCUCGUUGGCGGAGUAUUGGGCACCAAAAUGAUGCUAGGCAUCAGUCCACGCAUCACCUACUGUGUGGGUGCAGUGGCGCAGAUCUUUUGCGGGGUUGUCACUGGCUAUGCGCGGGACUUCAGUCUACACUGUGCCUUCCGCUGCAUAUCGGCCGUGUGCUGCGCCAUUAUGUUCACCGCUGGACAGGCUAUUUUUACUGACAUAACGGCUGGCAUGCAUCGGAUUGGGGCCAUUAUACUCUACGAUACAUUCUGGUCCAUUGGUGUCAUCAUCUUGCCGACCUUGUCAUCCUUCUUUAACAGCUGGUCCCUCAUCUAUGUGGGCAUAACGUUCCCCACUGUGAUGCUCCUCGUGCUGCUCUACUGGACUCCAGACUCACCACGCUGGCUGCUUCGGCAUGCCGUCGAUCGUCACUCCAUUGCCAAUGUGGAGCAAAUAGUUCGCGAAGGCGCUGAGAUCAAUGAUCGCUCCUUCAAAAUACCACCGGACUUUCGACAGCAGCUGGAGCUGCUCAGUGAGAGACUUAAGGCGGCGCCAGCACCAGCACCCUGGACGCAGCUGUGGCAGGGCAAGCGGGCCAAGACUCACAUGGUCGCAGCCCAUUUGGCAUUGGCCUUCUUUGUCAUCAAUUUCAUGGGCAUGUUGCUGAAUAUUAGAUCCUUUGGUCGUAACUAUCUGGUGCCGAAUACCAUAGCAAUGGGUUUCUCUGAGAUAAUUGGCUGUUUUCUGGCGCUUCAUUUUACUAUGAAGCACAACAAAUGGAAGUGGCAAUGUGCCGGCACCUUCAACAUUCUGGCUGGAAUGCUGGGCUGUAUGGGCUGGUUAUUCACCGGCGCCGACUCCAUGGAUGCUGACUUAAAGGUCUCGCUGUGGAUGAUCAUUGCGACGAUACCCAAGGCUGGUGUGUCCUGUGCUCAGUCGAUGCUCCUGGCCUGCAUGAAUGAGCUGGUGCCGGCGAACAAGAAGCAACUGUUUGUCUUCUCAGUGGUGACGUGGGCACGCAUCUGGCUCCUCUCGGCACCGUUCUUCAAUGUACUUAAGCGUAUCGAUACUGCUCUCUCUCUGACCUCGUACUGUGUCUUCAGCAUACUUGGCGGCAUCUGCACCUGCCUGCUCCUGACGCCGCGCACCAGUAGUGCUCCUGUGGUGCCCCAACCAGAGCCGCUGCAGGAUAAGAAGGAGCAAUCGCCCUUAAGUACUGCGAUUUGGACAAUCGAAUCGGAUGUGCAUAAUACACGCUUGUAGGCUGUACUGUUGUCUUACUAAAAUUCCAUAUAUAUUAUAUUUAGCUAAUAAAAACUCAAUUCACUGUGAUUAG